CUGCUAGUGGAGCAGACGACAUAUAGAAUUCAAAUAGUGAAGUAAAAAGACAUUAUGCCGAAUAUAAUUAACGACGUAAAGCUCGACUUCAAAGACGUAUUGUUACGACCUAAAAGAAGCACUUUGCGAAGUCGUUCCGACGUUAAUUUGUUUCGCGAAAUAACUUUCAGAAACUCCAAACAGUCAUAUAAAGGCAUACCUCUUAUUGCCUCGAAUAUGGAUACGAUCGGCACAUUUGAAAUGGCAAAGGCGAUCUCGAAGCAUGGACUUUUUACGACAAUACAUAAGUACUACACUUUGGAACAAUGGAAAGAAUUUGCACAAAACAAUGCAGAAUGUCUUCCAUAUAUUGCUGCCAGUUCUGGAACCGGAGAAGAUGAUUUUGAACGCUUGAAACAAAUUUUAACAGAAAUACCUGCAGUGAGGUUCAUAUGUAUUGAUGUCGCCAAUGGCUAUUCUCAGCACUUUGUGGAAUAUGUGAGGAAAGUUAGAGCUGCAUUUCCUGCACACACAAUAAUUGCUGGUAAUGUAGUAACUGGAGAAAUGGUUGAGGAAUUGAUACUCUCAGGUGCUGAUGUUAUAAAAGUUGGCAUAGGUCCAGGAUCAGUGUGCACAACACGUAUAAAAACAGGUGUAGGCUAUCCUCAACUGAGUGCUGUAAUUGAAUGUGCUGAUGCUGCCCAUGGCUUGCAAGGGCAUAUAAUCUCUGAUGGAGGCUGCACUUGUCCAGGUGAUGUAGCAAAGGCAUUUGGUGCUGGAGCAGAUUUUGUAAUGAUGGGGGGAAUGUUUGCUGGCCAUGAUCAGUGUGGUGGUGAAACAAUUCAGCGAAAUGGGAAGAAAUACAAGCUUUUCUAUGGAAUGUCUUCUAGCACUGCAAUGGACAAACAUGCUGGAGGGGUAGCUGAAUACAGAGCAUCUGAAGGAAAAACAGUGGAAGUGCCAUACCGAGGAGAUGUGGAGUCAACGGUCUUAGACAUACUGGGUGGUUUGCGUUCUGCUUGUACCUACACAGGUGCUGCUAAACUAAAGGAAUUGCCUCGUCGAGCAACUUUUAUUCGUUGCACACAGCAAGUAAAUCAAGUGUAUGAUGGUGUAACUAAGGGUGACUAAUGUUCCUGAAAAUUAGGUCUAAAUUUUCAUUCCAUUGACAAACAAUUUGUGCCUUUGCUUCUUUGUAUGACACUGCUUGUGAAGCACCCUCCACUAAAACAAUGAGAGAGACAGAGACCACCUCUCAUUUGUCUCCCAUAAUCACUUGAACUAAGCACAAUUUGCUUAGCAAUUAUUUAUCUUAGAAGAAUAAAAUUCUACAAAUACUUACGUCUGCAGGAUUUCUCUAUGAAAAAUAUAGAUAUUGAUUAACUUUAUCAAUUAUGAUGUCUCAUCUAAACAUAUUAAAAUUUUAUUCUUGUUAAAGAUAGUCUGAUGUAGAAACCAAAAAAUACUUGAAAAUUUUCAGUCGGUUAAUACAAUUUUUGUUGAAUUAUCAUUGGUCUCCAUUGCUUAUCUUCCUCAAUUAGACUCAACUCUGUUAAUAAUAAUAAUAAUAAUAAUAAUAGAGCUGUAAAUUCUUAAUUAGCAAAGUACAUAAAGUACAGCUUCAAAUGCCUCUUCAAUCUGCAUGGGGGGGGGGGGGCUCCAUAUCCAGGUGCAGGAACUAUUCCAUUUAUUUUCUGUCACCCUUUUGCUGUGUUAAUGUUAGGGCUGCAGUUCAGCAGGCAGAUGGGGGUUGAGGGGGUGUGUCGAGUGGAGUGGGUAAAUGUAAGUGUAAAUCUGAAGUAUACCCAAUGGUGAAAUGACAACUAUUUUUGUGAUGCACCCUUCAUGUAGUAGACUACUUAUAAAUGAAGUAUAUUCAAAGAUCUGACUAGUGUUUCAGAUUUUUAUUUAUUUGUGGAAGAAGUCCUUGCGGUAUAACAACUCAAGACAAUAAAGGACAGUUUACAACAUUUCAACUCAGCUCAGAACCAUCACUUGUACGAGAGCUUACAGACACUAAUCUUGGCAUUUGUGACAGUGUUUAUCUGUAUGCAGAUUUGCUUAAGCCUUAUUAUUGUAAUAUUCCUUCUGCACUAUUUAUUCUCCAAAUACCUUUGGGCAAAAAAAAAAGGAAAAAAGAAAUUAAUGUAAGAUAUUGCUCUUUUUCAUUGUUAUUGAAC
Molecule: messenger RNA, 2159 nt
Organism: Schistocerca piceifrons (Central American locust)
Lineage: Eukaryota; Metazoa; Arthropoda; Insecta; Orthoptera; Acrididae
Product: GMP reductase 1-like
Exons: 6
Coding region: 55-1110 (351 amino acids)
Biological process (GO): nucleotide metabolic process
Cellular component (GO): GMP reductase complex
Molecular function (GO): GMP reductase activity
Source: RefSeq, a predicted model, not a curated record